UUAUCCUUUAAUCUGAACUGCUAUGUUACUUAAAGUAGCUGACUGUAGAUAAUUAAGCAUAUAUACCAUGAAAUUAAACUAUAAGCUAACGAGACUUACCUAAAAACGUUGAGUUUCUUACCACUGCCACUUCAUGGUAUUCGGAAACAGAGAGCCUGCCAACAUUUUGACCUCUCAAGGUCGUGUACACUAAAGUGAGGCGAUUUUAAAAAUAAGGUGUUUGAGUGCUCGACUAGUCACGGGUCUUGCCUUUAUCAUUAAGAAUUAUGUUUUUUGACCAGAUUAAAUCAUUUUCAAUCACUGGGCUUAAGAAUUUGAAUUAAGUGCAACAUGUUUCUUUUUUGUGGCGCCGUAAUAAAAAGGUUUAGGGCAACCUGACAAAACCCCACAAUUUCCCCUGAUCUGAGAUUUUUCGUCAAAAUCUCAACUUGCUUUGUGGAAAUCCCCAAAACUCGAAGAAAGUUUAUGGCUUUGUUUGAUGUUGGGGGAAUACCAUACAUUUUCGUCCGACUUCAAAGCAAACCCCAAAAGUCCUCAGAUUUUGAAGAUAGGGUUUUCGGCAUCCUUGUUUCUAUCAUGAAUUAACAUCGGCUAUACUGCAAACGUACUUAACAGCAAUAAAAAUGAGGAAGUAUCAUAUGGCAAGUCGUUGCUUUCUCCUUGCUCUCGUUCAACUAGGCAACGAUUUCGAGGUCGUUCGGCGUAAUAGUUCAUUUCUACCCUUGCGUUCAUUCAGUCUUCAUAGUGAAUCAUAACUCUUCGUUCUUAGUGUUAGUGUUUUCGAACCUUACUCGUGUCCAGCUUCUAGCUACUGUUAACAGCACUUUUUCUCACUGGUCUAGGAUUCCUCUACUUUUUUAUAACACUCAACUAUUUCAUCAGAAGUUGUCAUAUAUCCUCUUCAAACGCAAGUCUAGAUGCUUGUAAAAUGUUGCCACUUGGGACAAUUCUGUCAAAAAAUCAAUCAACUUCAGUCAGCCUAAUAUACAGUGAGAAUGUUAAAGUUUGAUGCUUGGACGCAAAUAAUUUGUUUUGGGAAUCUUAUGGUGCUGUUUCGUUUUGCUAGAUUGUGUGACUGAAAGUCGUGCGCUUGUUGCUAGUUGGAAAGUGUUCCUUUGAACUUGUGUUGAUAUUCCAUUUGAUUCAGCUGCGUGUAUUAAGUAUCCUGAUGGUUUGGAAAUUCGUCAGCAUAACAUCUACACAUUUAUUAUCACUGUUAAACCAGCCUUGUGUGCUUCCAUAGUUUAUACAUGGACUGUUUGUUUUGUUUCUUCCUGAUUACUCUCUUCAAUAUUAUUAUUAAUUGCCACAUCAUAUGUCCCAAGUUUUAACUGUUUUCUAUUUUGUAGUUGUUAUUUAAGAAAUCUCAAAUUUGAAUGACUAAUGAUGAAGGGUUGCAGCGUCAGCUGCUUCAAGAAUUGCAAAAACAACGAUUCCAACAGUUGGGUCAUCAGUUAACUUCAAUCUGUUGGGAUAAAUGUGUUACGAAAUUAAGUAAUUCACUUGACUCUAGAACUGAGAGUUGUAUAGUCAAUUGUGUAGAGCGUUACAUUGAUGUUUCCGGUGCACUUACUCGUCGUCAGAAUGAAACACGUUUAGGAUUUAUGGAUGUACAACCUAAUGAUUAAUUAAUAAAGAUAUAUCGAUUGCAAAUUUCUUUCUUCUCGAUUCAAACCUUUGAUUUUUUCCAAAAUAAUUCAUUGACCUGACUUAUAUUUCAGAUGAUUAAUUUCCCCUCAAUACGUCUGCUUAAAUGCACUGUUGGAUCUGCAUUUUGUUCAGUACCGUUUUCACGUUUAUUAUCAAAUACAACUACUUAUCCGGAGUAUGGAAUCACAAAUAUUCAAGAUGAUAGUGAUUUUGACAAACGUGUGUUAAAUAAUUCAGCACCCGUCAUUGUUGACUUUCAUGCUAAAUGGUGUGGACCUUGUAAAAUUUUAGGUCCAAGGUUGGAAAAUAUAAUGAAAUCGUAUAUGAAUUCUGUGCUACUCGCUAAAGUUGAUGUCGAUCAGUUAGAUACUGUUGCCGAAAAAUAUAAGAUUAAAGUUGUUCCAACUGUGAUUUCCAUCAAAAAUGGCAAAGAAAUUGAACGUUUUGAAGGAGCCAAAGAAGAGGAGUUCAUUAGACGAAUAUGGUUCUAGGCCGCUAAACAAAAACCACGAAAUGAAAUCACGCAUCCGCAUCAGAUCACGAGUAGUAACGCCGUGCUCAACUUUUCUCGCAACCGCUAGCCAGUUUAGAUCAAUCACUGCUUGAUGUAUUGAUAACCUAUGAAGUAUAAUUUUGAACCUCCUAGCUUCUGAAUUUCGAUCUCACUGGGUGGGCAUGAUUCAAUUCUAGAAGGUGUUGUCAAACUACAAAUACUUGUAGCAUCUUCAUCGUUUAACCGACGUGAUCUGGUACACCAACUCCUAAACCGUAAUUAUUAAUUGGUGCACACAGUAGAAUAUGACACAAUCGUUUAUAUCCUAUUUGUGUCUAUCAAACCAUCGUUCCUGCCUGGAGAAUUUGGUGAUCCCCUGCUAUUAGACACGGAAGCCCGUUAAACGAAAGCUUCUUCUGUUCCGUCCAAAACCAUUUGAACUAUUUGAACCGUUUGAAUUCUGGUUUGAAUGUGUUGUUAUUCAUCGAUCAUAAAGGUGUUACCAGUAAAGGCGUUGCCAAAAUAUGAAUAUUUGAAUAUGUGGUGAACCAAAAGUAUAUCAAUUCUAACUAUCUCCGCAAAUAUCACGCCCCACUGCAACAACGAAAAUUAAUUAAUAUCUGACACGCA
Molecule: messenger RNA, 2773 nt
Organism: Schistosoma haematobium
Lineage: Eukaryota; Metazoa; Platyhelminthes; Trematoda; Strigeidida; Schistosomatidae
Gene: TXN2
Product: thioredoxin 2
Exons: 9
Coding region: 1722-2141 (139 amino acids)
Cellular component (GO): cytoplasm
Molecular function (GO): protein-disulfide reductase activity; oxidoreductase activity, acting on a sulfur group of donors, disulfide as acceptor
Source: RefSeq, a predicted model, not a curated record